This is a messenger RNA of Linum trigynum, 1124 nucleotides long. The record is from the annotation of a GenBank genome assembly. NCBI's taxonomy places the organism in Eukaryota, Viridiplantae, Streptophyta, Magnoliopsida, Malpighiales, Linaceae.
AGGAACUUUGUUUCUAUCAUUUGGUAUCAGAGCCCGGUUACGAAUACGAGUUCAUCACAACUCUUAACCGGAAACUAGUUCAACGUUUCUGAUUCAAUUGAAUCUCCAUCCAUCCUCCGAUCCAUCUUAGCCCCCACCACCUCAUACCUCCAUAACCCUUCUCCUUACCAACACCGCCACCUAACUUCUCCACUUUGGUGCUCGUGUGCACAAGGAAGGAAUUGAUAUUCCUUAUUAUUUUGCUCACUAGAAAGAAACCGUUUGGGAAUAGCUUCCCUCAAGCAAAGCCCUCCGCAGCAACGUCAUCCCUAGCAAGUUUUUGCAGCCCACCGCAACCACCUUCAAUGACAACCAACUCUCUCGACGCCCUUCCCGCAGCAAUGGCGGCAGUUGAAGCCACCCUCACUCAAGCCAUCUCUCACCAGUUCGCGGAACUCCGUGCGAUGAUCGCCGACCUGGCCCAGUCCACCACCGCCAAAUACAACACCCUUGAGCAGAGGGUUCAAGCACUCGAGCGACUUCCGGUGUCGGUUGCGGCUGCCACAAUGAAAGAAGUGGCAAUCACCGCACCAGCUAGGCAGAUCGAGUUGCCCCCACCACCACCAAUGGCGGACAAGGAGACGCCAAAGGUUGCCUUCCCGGAUGACUCCACUGCACCGCUAGCCAAAGCGACGACUGUUGGAAUUAAUCGAAAUACGUAAUUCCCCAGAAUACAUCUUGUCAGAUUAUCAAAGGCGAAUAGAUCUAAAUACCUGGAUUCAUGAUGGUAGAUCGCCGUGAGCUUGAUGCGGAAUCUGUAGAACGAUCUUUAACCGGACGAUACCUCAGAAGCACGAUCCGGGAAGUUUAGUGGCCUUCCUCAACCAAGCCUUCUUAGUCCACUCGCGGGAAACCUCACGUAUUCCUGAUGGGGAGAAUAUGUGUGUAGUUUUGGUCUUGGUGUCUUGGGGACCACAACCUCUAGGUUCUUUAUAUACUAUGUUUAGCUAGGGUUCCCAUAAAACCCUAAUUAGGUUUAGUAUCUGGUUUCGACUCAUUGGGCCCAUAUAAGAUAUUGAGUAAUCUUGGGCUCCAUAAUUUGACCACUUAUAAUUAGCCCACUUUAACAAAUAACUAAUACAAUU